AAAAUUAUACUAUUAAAGAUUAUCAAGAUAAUGAAAAUAAAAAAGAAAAUGUAUUUCUUAUUAAAAAUAAUGAUAAAUUAGAAAAUUAUGUCAUUAAAGAUUAUCAAGAUAAUGAAAAUGAAAAAGAAAAUGUAUUUCUUAUUAAAAAUAAUGAUGAACUAGAAAAUUAUGUUAUUGAAGAUUAUCAAGAUAAUGAAAAUGAAAAAGAAAAUAUUUUUCUUAUUAAAAAUAAUAAUGAACUAGAAAAUUAUGUCAUUGAAGAUUAUCAAGAUAAUGAAAAUGAAAAAGAAAAUGUAUUUCUUGUUAAAAAUAAUGAUGAAUUAGAAAAUUUAAUUAUUGAAGAUUAUCAAGAUAAAGAAAAUGAAGAAAUAUUUCUUAUCAAAAAUAAUGAUAAAUUAGAAAAUUAUAUUGUUGAAGAUUAA
Molecule: messenger RNA, 422 nt
Organism: Funneliformis caledonium
Lineage: Eukaryota; Fungi; Glomeromycota; Glomeromycetes; Glomerales; Glomeraceae
Source: the annotation of a GenBank genome assembly